UGCCACAUCAGCAGUGCCUUGUCAGCAGUGCCACGUCAGCAACAGUGCCACAUCAACAACAGUGCCAUGUCAGCAGUGCCACGUCAGCAACAGUGCCAUGUCAGCAGUGCCACAGUGCCACAUCAGCCCCGCCACCAUGACGGGCUCAGUUCUGGGCAUGCCAGGCCAACUGGCAAAUGAGUCCAUUGCCGAGUACCGACAGCGUUUCGAAACUCAGCUUGCACUAAUCGCGGCUGAGGAACAGCGCCAGCUGGCAGCCGAGGCUGUCCGCCUACAGGCUGAAGCGGCGGCAACAGCUGAGAAGCAGCGGCUUCAGGCUGAAGCAGCCGCAGAUACCCAGGCACGCCACAAUGAAGCCCAGGAUCUGCUACAGCAGCAUGAAGCCACCAGCAUUGAAAGGCUCAAGUUUUGGCAUUUUGAACCAUCCGAGGAGCACGACGACGCGACACCGGAGGAACAACACAAGCUCAUAACCAGGUUGGUUUACACUUGUAACCACCUGCAGUCUGAGCUGGCGAACCUCCAGCGGGCCGUGCGGAACCACAAGGCUCAGCGCGAGGAUGCAGCACGGGCACUUGACUCCGGUGUACAGGACUUGGAGCAAUCUGCACCAAGACCCAAUGCUGGCGAGACCAACAGUGCACCCUCUAGCCGCCAGUUGGAGGAACGAGUUGACCAUGUAGUCGCAAUGCUCGACGACAUCAGUACCUUCGCUGCACCAGCCACCAUCAGCAAUCAGCUGGACACCUUGAAGACCGAGGUUCAGCAACUGCACCAGCUGCCUAACAAGGAUGGCAACGCCGUGCAGCACUACAAGAUGCCGACAUUCCAAAUCGAGAAGUUCGACGAUUAUACGCAUCAAGACCCGAUCUGGUUGAGCCACCUGGCAACCGUCCACGACGUCGACGUCGCAAAUCUGAAAGAUAAGAUCUCUUGGGAAGAGUUAACACGGCUAUGGAAGAAGCGGUUCAUCGUAGACGACGCCCCGACGCUCGCCAUCAACUGCCUCUUCGCUACGACGCAAGGCAACACAUCGACACGUGACUGGCUCACGGAAUGGCAAAAGAUCGCUGCAACGCCCGACCUUGACUUGCCAUUUUCGCAUCUGCGCCGCGAGUUCUACAACCGGCCAUGUGCCGCCUUGAGCCUUGCACUUGGUGAUCACGAGCAAUACGCGGCCUUCGCCGAAAUCAUCGACAAGGCAAGGGAGAUCAUCAAGACCAAUAGGGCAGCUGCACAUGAGAAAUCAGCAUGGCAGCUAACCUAUGUGGAGAAGGUGAAAACUGGUCCGCGGCCACAGCAUGUCGCUGCAGUCCAAUCGGACAACAUUGUGAAAGGCCCGGUAGCCACCCAAGCGUCACGUGAGGGAGAUCAGCUGGCUGCUGUCCAGUCGCGAAGCAACAAUAAGAAACUGAGUUCCGCGGGAGGUGAGGCGACUCCACCUCUCACUCCGCCAGAUUCGGCCGCCUUGCUAGCGGCCUCCUACACAUCUGGGGAGGAUGCGAAUGUCGGAAGUCCUCGGUUCACUUACGAGGAUUAUGCUGUCCGCUUGGUCACACCGUUGGACCAACCACUCCACGUGCAACAAUCUAUCGCAUGCGCGGUUUCAUCACCAUCGGCAACCGAUUCGGCAGCUUCGCCGCCAUCUAUCGCCGGGGAUUCAACGAUAUGGUCAAGACUUGAAGAGCUCGACCCGUUGACGUUUGCGGACUUCCAAUGGAUGCCCCUUCCCCGGUCCGGUCAAUUGCCGAAACCGGAUUGCAAUGUGCUCAUGGCACAAUUGCGGGAUUACUUGCACACUGCAGUACCAACUCCGUUGAUGGACGCCGGAGUAGAGGUUGUCGACCUUCACGCCUACAUUGCGAAGAUCGACCGCGAGUUCAAGACACAACGGUACGACGACAUCGACGCACCAUUGUUAUAUGUACGCAUUCAGAUCGGAGAGGCGACCUGCAGCACUUUAAUCGAUUGCGGAGCAUCUCGCAACUACAUGAGCCAGGACUUUAUGGUACGCGCCAGCCUUGGCCCACGUGUCUGGAGGAAGUCCCAGCCUACGCAAGUCACAUUGGCAGACGGUCACACCCACAAGUCAAUCGACCGAUGCAUAGAUGACGUCCCCGUGUACUUUGCCCCACAUGCAAGCGAGGCGGUGUCCUUCGAUAUUUUGGACACCAAAUUCGACAUGAUCUUGGGCAUGUCAUGGCUGGGAAGCGAGGAUUACCCGGUGAACUUCUACCGCCGCACCGUUCACGUUCGUGAUCGGAACGGAGUACUAGUCCCAUGCACGGUAGCUCCUCCACACCCUUCGAUUAGCUGCCACGUGGUGUCCGCCGCAAGCUUGCGAGCUUCCAUCAUCAGAGACGACAUCGAGGAGAUGGGGGUGUGUUUUCUCCACGCCCUCCCGCCCCAUGACGCUUCAUCGACGGACUCAUCUUCGGACCCACGCAUCACCGAGCUUCUCGACGCCUACGGCGAUGUGUUUGAAGGCCCGCACGGAGUAGUACCGGAUCGGCCCAUCCGCCACGAGAUCAUCCUCGAGGACGGGGCUGUACCUCCGCGUGGUUGCAUCUACCGAAUGAGCGAGGAAGAGUUAAGUGUGCUACAGGCACAACUCGACGUCCUUUCGGAGAAAGGCUGGAUUUGGCCUAGCUCAUCGCCAUACGGUGCUCCCGUUCUCUUCGUCCGGAAGAAAAACAAAGAUUUGCGGUUGUGCAUCGAUUAUCGCAAGCUCAACGUGCAAACGAUCAGAAACGCCGGCCCUCUUCCACGCAUCGAGGACCUUCUUGAACGGCUGGGUGGCGCCAAGUUCUUCUCCAAGCUUGACCUCAAAUCGGGAUAUCACCAACUCGAGAUUCGGCAGGAGGACCGCUACAAGACCGCGUUUAAGACACGAUAUGGGCAUUUCGAAUGGUUGGUGAUGCCAUUUGGCCUUACGAAUGCCCCGACCACUUUCCAAGCGGCUAUGACAACGGAGUUCCGACACAUGCUGGAUCGAUACGUACUUAUCUACCUUGACGACAUCCUGGUGUACAGUCGGAGUUUGGACGAGCAUGUGGAGCACCUGCGCACCGUUUUGGAGCGGCUACGACAAGCCAAGUACAAAGCUAAUCGCGACGAAUGCGAAUUCGCGCGGCAAGAGCUGCAGUACUUGGGACAUUAUGUGCCGCCGCAAGGCAUCCGUCCGCUUGCGAACAAGAUCGAGGCCCUCCGCGUAUGGCCCGAGCCCACCAACACCAUAGACGUUUGACACAUGCUCAGGGGAGCAAUGCGCAGUAUACCAAGGA
Chara braunii is the source of this 3284-nucleotide messenger RNA. Lineage: Eukaryota; Viridiplantae; Streptophyta; Charophyceae; Charales; Characeae. The record is from the annotation of a GenBank genome assembly.